GAAUUUUAUGUACAUACACAAAAUUAGGGCAGAAGCAAUAAUAAAGCGAAGAUCUUCUUCACCACUUCCCCAAAGAGCUGCUUGUGUUCUCACCUUAAUUUUUUGAUCUCAUCAUAUGCGUCAGCGCUUCCAUGUGCAUCCCGGGGUUGUAGCAGUGGUCAGCAAUGAACAGCGUGUAGGCUUCAUUCUCCAGUUGCUCGCCACUGAUGAUGGGUGGAUUCUUGCGGCUUUGACGACCACCGUCCAACAUAUUCAGUGAAUGUUGUUGAACACAGUCUUAAGCUUUCAUCAAGUGCUGCUGUAACUUGCUAUGAAUUUCUGGUUUUUACUUAUCUUGGAAAGAGAAUAUCUUAAUUAUCUCUUUAAGAAUUCUGAUCCUAUGUUAAGGGUUUUGUUGAUCAUUCAGAAACUUAUGCAUGAAGACAAACUCGGGGUCAAAAAGAGCAAUCUACUCACAUAAGGAGAGGAAUGCAGUGGAGCCAAAUGGGAUUUUUGGUUCAAAGCUUAAAUAUUUAGUGACUUUUUUUAAGGAGAAAAAAAAAAACUACCAUCAUAAUUGUAUAAUUUUGACUUGUUGAUUGGAGUUUCUUUUUUCUUUUUUUUUAAUUACAAUAACUAAUCACUUUUUGA
Messenger RNA from Rubroshorea leprosula, 630 nucleotides. The record is from the annotation of a GenBank genome assembly. Lineage: Eukaryota; Viridiplantae; Streptophyta; Magnoliopsida; Malvales; Dipterocarpaceae.